Messenger RNA from Xiphias gladius (swordfish), 2198 nucleotides. RefSeq names its product protein phosphatase 2, regulatory subunit B, delta (gene ppp2r2d). The record is from RefSeq and is a predicted model, not a curated record. Bases 214 to 1557 code for a protein of 447 amino acids. Gene Ontology annotation, biological process: peptidyl-serine dephosphorylation. Gene Ontology annotation, molecular function: protein phosphatase regulator activity; protein binding. Lineage: Eukaryota; Metazoa; Chordata; Actinopteri; Istiophoriformes; Xiphiidae. Gene Ontology annotation, cellular component: cytosol; protein phosphatase type 2A complex. The transcript has 10 exons.
AGCCAGGAUGUGGCAUGUGUGCAUGACGUCAUUUCUCCAUGUACUGUGCGCCAUUUUGGAAGAAAAAAAAAAUCACGGAUAAUUUCCGUGGUCUUGACAGAUCUGGACCCGAGUCUUCACACUGAUUGUGGAUGCUAUCUAUUCCCCCGAGCAAGCUGCAUUGGUUGAUUAGGUAUUGGAAGCUGUGUAUAGCAAGAGCUGCUAAAUGAAGCAAUGGCGGGAGUUGCAGGAGGAAAUGAUUUCCAGUGGUGUUUCUCUCAAGUGAAAGGAGCGAUAGAUGAAGAUGUUGCGGAAGCUGACAUAAUCUCAACAGUUGAGUUCAACUAUUCUGGAGAACUGCUUGCAACUGGAGAUAAAGGAGGCAGAGUAGUGAUAUUUCAACAUGAACAAGAGUCUAAGAAUCGUCCACAUCUGCGCGGGGAGUACAACGUCUAUAGCACUUUUCAGAGUCACGAGCCAGAAUUUGACUAUUUGAAAAGUUUAGAAAUCGAGGAAAAAAUUAAUAAAAUACGAUGGCUACCCCAACAAAAUGCUGCUCACUUUCUACUUUCGACAAAUGAUAAAACUAUCAAAUUGUGGAAAAUAAGUGAAAGAGACAAACGAGCAGAAGGUUACAACCUGAAAGAUGAAGAUGGACGACUCAGAGACCCCUUUAGAAUCACCUCUUUACGGGUACCAGUACUGAUGCCAAUGGAUCUCAUGGUAGAAGCAAGCCCAAGGAGGAUCUUUGCAAAUGCGCACACCUAUCACAUUAAUUCCAUUUCUGUAAAUAGUGAUCAUGAAACGUACCUCUCUGCAGAUGACCUAAGAAUAAAUCUAUGGCACUUGGAAAUCACAGACAGAAGUUUUAAUAUUGUAGACAUCAAGCCUGCCAACAUGGAGGAACUGACAGAAGUAAUCACAGCUGCUGAGUGCCAUCCACACCAAUGCAAUGUAUUUGUGUACAGCAGUAGCAAAGGCACCAUCCGCCUGUGUGACAUGCGAGCAGCGGCACUCUGCGAUAGGCACUCAAAGUUCUUUGAGGAGCCUGAGGAUCCAAGCAGCCGAUCCUUUUUCUCUGAGAUCAUCUCCUCCAUCUCGGACGUGAAGUUCAGUCACAGCGGACGCUAUAUGAUGACACGUGACUACCUCUCCGUCAAAGUUUGGGACCUCAACAUGGAGAACAGGCCAGUGGAGACAUAUCAGGUCCAUGAAUACCUUCGCAGUAAACUCUGCUCCUUGUAUGAAAAUGACUGCAUCUUCGACAAGUUUGAGUGCUGCUGGAAUGGCAGUGACAGUGCCAUCAUGACCGGCUCCUACAACAACUUCUUCCGAAUGUUUGACCGCAACACCAGGCGGGACAUUACACUGGAGGCGUCCCGGGAGAGCAGCAAACCACGGGCUACGCUCAAACCCCGCAAAGUGUCCACUGGUGGCAAGAGGAAGAAGGAUGAGAUCAGCGUGGACAGCCUGGACUUCAACAAGAAGAUCCUCCACACUGCCUGGCACCCCAAAGAUAACGUGAUAGCUGUGGCAGCCACCAACAACUUGUACAUUUUCCAGGACAAAAUCAACUAGAAGAUUUUGGGCUCCAGAGGAUAGGGCUUUUACCGUACCUGUGUAGUUAAGCCUACUACUUGUCUAUCUGUAUAAGAAGAAACAGCCUCGUUGUCCUCCUGGUGAAGAAUUCGAAAGCACGUGUCUACUUUUUUUGCCACAGGAGGUUGAUCCAUAGGCCUGUUUUAUUUUGAGUCUGAGCUUAGGUUGUUUUUGCCUUUGGCACCAGGGCAAUCAACAUGCCCCCCUGACCCAGAAAGCCCAAUUCGGGUCUAAUUGACGGAAUGGCACUCCCUAGAGGUCAAACUCUUGAACGUUGGUGUUUGUGUUGACAUUUUAAGCCUUCAUUUCAUGAUUUAACAACAGAACUCUUGGAAGCCCUUAAAAUGACGUCUUGUCAAAGUUGUAACAUCAUUUCAAAGAUUUUGGGCCCUCUGAAGCACGGAUUAAUGGCCAAUAAACCUAACUGUAACAUUCCCCUACUGGCCAUGUAUUCAGGCUAAACUACUGGUGGAAGAGGCCAUGAAUUUGGAAAGUGGACUUGUUUCUUUUCUUCCCCUCCCUCCUCUUACUUUACCCCAGUCAAUACGGUGACAUAAUUUCACUGACUGUAUCUACUCAAGUACACCUUGUCAUCCACAUAAUAAAAGAAACUAAAACUA